GUCAAUCAUAUAUUGCGAAUUUAAAGGCCUGGUGCCUUUUUCUGUGUUUGAACUGGUGAACCUCAUUUAUUUACUCCCUAGUUUUUAUGUCUCACAUUUUCCAUAUGUUAGUCGUGGGAUCACAGAAAACAGGUCAAUACUGUGAGAAGUUUGUCCUUAGAAUGCAUUGCACUUCUGCUCUCAAACACCCUGACACUUAGAAAGCAUUCAAGACAGGCUUGUGCUGGCCACAGAGGUUUAUUCCCUUCUCUUUCUUCUCACUUUUAUUCCUGAAAACCUCAAUACCAGGAACGGAGUCUUCCUGCUUCACUGUCACUAAAAUGCUCUUGAAGACUUGAGCACCAUGGGUACUGAUUACAUUACUGAGGGAACCCAUCACAAAUCCUUUUGCUUCUAGCUGGGAUUUGCACUGUGGAAGGCGUGAGUAGGGCUUGCUCCAACUUGGGGUGUUCCUUAACUGUUUUGGCGAUAUCAGAAGCAGCCUGUGUGGUAACUGAUGGGUUAAAGUUAAUGCACAAGCCUCUGAUGUGUGCACAACCACUCAUAGCUAUGCAAAGUCUUCCAGUGCUAAUCUCAAUAGCCUGUUUGUAGGUUCUGUCCCUUAAGUAAAAUGCUAUGUAAGUUCUUCUUCACAUUGUAUCAAGAGACAGAGAUAUCCAUCCGUAGUACCUACUCUAUCACAUUGCUACCAUGGCAAGGGGAUCCUAGUCUCUAUUUGUUCGCUAGAGUUUUUGAGGUGAGUCACCACAUGUGGUGUUUUAUUUGCUCUAAUUUCUCUAGUGAGAGGUUUCUAACACACACAAUGUGUGUGUGUGUGUGUGUGUGUGUGUGUGUGUGUGUAUGUGUGUUCCAGAUUGCUAGGAUGACAGAAUGGCUGUCUGGAUGACAAGAUGGCAGGAGAUGCGAUUUGAUGUUCCCCAUUUUCUUUUUUCUGUCUCAGAGCAGGAGUACCAUCGGCAGACCUGACGACAUAACUCUCCCACCUCAAGAGAGGUUCCAGAUUUUAAGUUUUUUGGGGCAAAACAUUGAGAUCAGUAAAAAACUGCCCCUGCUCUCAUAUGUCCACCUGAAGAAGGACAUCCUACAAAUGGCAGAGGACUAUGAGAAACAGGGGCUCAUACAAGAAGCAUUUAUAACGCAUCACAAAUUUUUAACACUAUUUGUGGAGAAACUAAGAAAAGGCCCAGAAUAUAACACCAUCCUUUCACGAAGACAAAAAUCAAAAAUCAAAAAGUGUAUAAAUAAGGUAUUUGAAAAAGCUGAGACCCUGAAGAUCAAAAUACUAGAACGCUAUGGCAGGGAAUAUGAAGAGUACCUGGCAGAUAAGAAAAAAAGUCAAGAAGUGGAAAAGAACAAGGCCUUCUUGGAGGAUAUCAGAAGUAUCCUUAAACACUCCACAGAAUUAACCAAUCAGAGUUCUCCUCAGACAGCAGUGGUGUGUGACUCACAGGGAGCUUUUACAGAGAUGGUCUGCACCACAUCAAAGUCUGGACCUCCUUGUGCAGAUACUAAGGAGGAGAAAAGCCCCAUUCAGAACACCAAAGGCCUCCUUCCUGUGGUACUUCCCAAGGACCUGUGUCAAAACUUCCUCCGUUCAGCAUGGGAGAACACCAAAAGAAAGAGAGAAACAUGUGGAGUGCUAUGCGGCAAACUGGUAAAUGACAAGUACAUCAUUUCCCAUAUCAUUAUUCCCAUGCAAAAUGGAGGACCUGACUAUUGCCAAGCCGAGAACGAAGAAGAAAUUUUAUUCCUAGAAGAAGAACUUGGUCUUAUAACGCUAGGUUGGAUCCAUACUCAUCCCACCCAGCCAGCCUUCUUGUCAAGUGUGGACGUACACACACACUUUUGUUACCAACAGAUGCUGCCAGAAUCAAUUGCAGUGGUGUGCUCACCCAAAUACAAACAAACUGGAAUUUUCAACCUGACACCUUGUGGAUUGGAAGAAGUAUCACUCUGCCCUCGGAGGGGGUUCCAUUCCCAUAGACAUGACUCAGUCCUAUUCUGUGAUUGCAGUCACGUAAUCAUCCAAAAAAGCAGUGUGACCAUCACGGACUUGCGAUGAGCUAAAUCCAACACAUGUACAUCAGUGGGAACAUGCGCGCAUGUGUGUGUGUGUGUGUGUGUGUAUGUGUGUGUAUAUAU
Alexandromys fortis (reed vole) is the source of this 2142-nucleotide messenger RNA. Its product is annotated as STAM-binding protein-like. Gene Ontology annotation, biological process: protein K63-linked deubiquitination. Lineage: Eukaryota; Metazoa; Chordata; Mammalia; Rodentia; Cricetidae. Gene Ontology annotation, cellular component: membrane; endosome. The transcript has 9 exons. Gene Ontology annotation, molecular function: metal-dependent deubiquitinase activity; protein binding; K63-linked deubiquitinase activity. Bases 911 to 2062 code for a protein of 383 amino acids. The record is from RefSeq and is a predicted model, not a curated record.